Molecule: messenger RNA, 3575 nt
Organism: Lutra lutra (Eurasian river otter)
Lineage: Eukaryota; Metazoa; Chordata; Mammalia; Carnivora; Mustelidae
Gene: NELL1
Product: neural EGFL like 1
Molecular function (GO): protein binding; calcium ion binding
Source: RefSeq, a predicted model, not a curated record
GGAAAAAGCCCACCCGCGAGGGCUCGGCGGCUCUUGUCUCGGCGGGGAUGAACUGUGGCAACUUCGGCCACCCCCACCGGGGCGGCGAAGCAGAGCCAGCGACAGUGGCGAGGCCAGCUCGACUGGGCUGGAGCGCGUGAAUCCGAAGGGGCGCCUGGCGUCUUUAGCGUCUCCUUUUUGGCCUCGCGUCCCGGGACUCCAGCUCCGGUGUUCCCGGUAGUAGCGGCUUCCGCGCCUGCCUCCUGGGUGUUCGCAGCUCGGCGGGCGAAGCAGGAGAACCCGAUCCCAGCGCCGAGCGCAACCUGCAGGAGUGGCCGAGCCCCGCGCUCCCGCCCCAGCUCCGAGGCGGGCGCAGCCGCAGCGGGGGCCGGGGCUCGAGCCCCGCGCCGCCGCCGCCCGCGGUGGGGGGCGGGCUGGGGGCGGGGCGGCCAGGGCCGCCUUGCCCAGCGAGAUCCCCGAGCGCAGCACCCGGCGCUGCCGAUCCACCUCCCCCGCCGCCCGCUAGCAAGUUUGGCGGCUCCGUGCCCGGCGCGUCUCGAGAUCCAGGCGCAUUUGUUUCCUCCUGGUUUCCGCUCGCCGCGUUUGGCGGGGACCCUCGGGAGCGAUGCCGAGGGAUGUGAUUUUAGUUGUGUGGUUCUGUGUGUGCACCGCCAGGACAGUGGUGGGCUUUGGGACGGACCCUGACCGGCAGGUGGAUAUUAUCACCGAGCUCGACCUCGUGAACACCACCCAUGGAGUCACUCAGGUGUCCGGACUGCACAAUGCCAGCAAGGCCUAUUUAUUUCAAGAUACAGACAGAGAGAUCCAUGCGGCCCCUCAUGUGAGUGAGAAAUUAAUCCAGCUGUUCCGGAACAAGAGCGACUUCACCUUUUUGGCCACCGUGCAGCAAAAGCCAUCGACUUCAGGAGUGAUCCUCUCCAUACGAGAGCUGGAACACAGCUAUUUUGAACUGGAGAGCAGUGGUCUGAGGGAUGAGGUCCGAUAUCACUAUAUGCAUAACGGGAAGCCCAGGACCGAGGCCCUUCCGUACCGGCUGGCAGAUGGACAGUGGCAUAAGCUCGCAUUGUCCGUUAGCGCCUCUCAUCUCCUGCUCCAUGUCGACUGCAACAGAAUUUAUGAACGUGUGAUAGACCCUCCUGAAACCAACCUUCCCCUAGGAAGCAACUUAUGGCUUGGUCAACGCAACCAAAAGCAUGGCUUAUUCAAAGGAAUCAUCCAAGAUGGGAAAGUCAUCUUUAUGCCAAAUGGAUACAUAACUCAAUGUCCGAACCUGAAUCGCACUUGUCCAACUUGCAGUGAUUUCUUAAGCCUGGUGCAAGGAAUAAUGGAUUUGCAAGAGCUCUUGGCCAAGAUGACUGCCAAAUUAAAUUAUGCAGAGACGAGACUUAGUCAGUUGGAAAACUGUCACUGCGAGAAGACCUGCCAAGUGAGUGGACUUCUCUAUAGAGAUCAAGACUCCUGGGUUGACGGGGAUCACUGCCGGAACUGCACUUGCAAAAGUGGCACUGUCGAGUGUCGAAGGAUGUCCUGUCCCCCUCUCAAUUGCUCCCCGGACUCCCUCCCCGUGCACAUUGCUGGCCAGUGCUGUAAGGUCUGUCGACCAAAAUGUAUCUAUGGAGGCAAAGUCCUUGCAGAAGGCCAGCGGAUUUUAGCAAGGAGCUGCCAGGAAUGCAGAGAUGGAGUUUUAGUAAAAAUCACAGAAGCGUGCCCUCCUUUGAACUGCUCCGAAAAGGACCACAUUCUCCCAGAGAAUCAGUGCUGCAGUGUCUGUAGAGGUCAUAACUUUUGUGCAGAAGGUCCUAAAUGUGGUGAAAACUCAGAAUGUAAAAACUGGAAUACAAAAGCUACCUGUGAGUGCAAGAAUGGUUACAUUUCUGUCCAGGGAGAUUCUGCUUACUGUGAAGAUAUUGAUGAGUGUGCAGCUAAGAUGCAUUACUGUCAUGCCAACACUGUGUGCGUGAACUUGGCUGGGUUAUAUCGCUGUGACUGUGUCCCAGGCUACAUCCGAGUCGAUGACUUCUCUUGCACAGAACAUGAUGAAUGUGGCAGUGGGCAGCACAACUGUGAUGAGAACGCCAUCUGCACCAACACUGUCCAGGGACACAGCUGCACCUGCAAACCGGGCUACGUGGGCAAUGGCACCAUCUGCAGAGCAUUCUGCCAAGAAGGCUGGAGAUAUGGUGGAACCUGUGUGUCCCCUAACAAGUGUGUCUGUCCUUCUGGAUUCACAGGAAGCCACUGUGAGAAAGAUAUUGAUGAAUGCACAGAGGGAAUCAUUGAGUGCCACAACCAUUCCCGCUGCGUCAACCUGCCAGGGUGGUACCACUGUGAGUGCAGAAGCGGUUUCCAUGACGAUGGGACCUAUUCACUGUCUGGGGAGUCCUGUGUUGACAUUGAUGAAUGUGCCUUAAGAACUCAUACCUGUUGGAAUGAUUCUGCAUGUGUCAACCUGGCAGGGGGCUUUGACUGCCUCUGUCCCUCUGGGCCCUCCUGCUCUGGUGACUGCCCACAUGAAGGAGGACUGAAGCACAAUGGGCAAGUGUGGACCUUGAAGGAAGACAGGUGUUCUGUCUGUUCCUGCAAGGACGGAAAGAUAUUCUGUCGACGGACGGCUUGUGAUUGCCGGAAUCCAAGUGUUGACCUUUUCUGUUGCCCAGAGUGUGACACCAGGGUCACAAGUCAAUGUUUAGAUCAAAAUGGACACAAGCUUUAUCGGAGUGGAGACAAUUGGACUCAUAGCUGCCAGCAGUGCCGGUGUCUGGAAGGAGAGGUAGACUGCUGGCCACUCACUUGUCCCAACUUGAGCUGUGAGUACACAGCCAUCUUGGAAGGGGAGUGCUGUCCCCGCUGUGUCAGUGACCCCUGCCUGGCUGAUAACAUUGCCUAUGACAUCAGAAGAACUUGCCUGGACAGCUAUGGCAUUUCAAGGCUUAGUGGCUCAGUGUGGACAUUGGCUGGAUCCCCCUGCACAACCUGCAAGUGCAAGAAUGGAAAUGUCUGCUGCUCUGUGGAUUUGGAAUGUCUUCAUAAUAACUGAAGUAUUUCAAACGGACUCAUCAUUGUGGGAGAAGAAUGGACGAAAUGACCAUCCAGCAUGGUGAAGAACAGGAGUUGGUGUUGGUUGUUUUUUUGGUUUUUUGUUUUUUGGGUUUUAUAUCAUGGACAAUUACCAAAGUCUCCGUCCGAAGAAGGUGUUUGGGGGUUGCCUUUUGGACCUACCACUUUGUUCAUUCUUGCUAACCUAGUCUAGGUGACCUACAGUGCAGUGCUUUUAAGUCUCUGGUUGUUAAAAGAAGUUUCCCGUGUUGUAAAUCACAUGUUUCCCUUACCAGAUCAUUUGCAAAUACAUUUAAAUGAUCUCAUGGUAAAUGUUGAUGUAUUUUUUGGUUUAUUUUGUGUACAAACCUAAUAGAGAUUCAGCUCUUUUAUUUUUUUCUUGAGUUUUGGAUCAAAUUCUACAAAUAAAGUUGCCUGUUGUGAUUUUGUCCCAUCUACUCUAUACUUAGUAUUGAGAUCCCUGUGAAAUGUUUUGAUGAGUGUAUGUCUGUAGAGUCUUGCUGCAUUAUACUUUCAUU